CUUAUCGCGUCUGCACCGCAGGGCUCUCAGUCCCCUCCGCGCGCUCCCUGUUGGUCAGAGGCCACCAGUCCGGCACUCGUUCCCCACACGCCCCCAUGGCUUCUCCGGAGGACCCUCUGCGCGCAGGUCGCAUGGCGGACGAGCCCGUGGAAGACACGGACCCCAGCACCCUGCCCUUCAACGUGUCUGACAAAUAUCCUAUUCAAGACACGGGACUCCCUAAAGUUGAAGAGUGUGAUCCAAGCCCUUUGGACUGCCCAACCAAUCCGGAUGUGCAACAUCAGGGAGAAGAGAAUGGCUUUGCAGACAGCACUGGAGAUCCCCUUGCAGAUGUGAGUGAGGUCAAGUCCUGCCCGGACAACUGCACUUGCUCCUCCUGCUCGCCCCGGGCCGCCACCAUCAGCGACUUGCUCAAUGAUCAGGACUUACUCGACGUGAUCAGGAUAAAGCUGGACCCGUGCCACCCGACCGUCAAGAACUGGAGGAAUUUUGCCAGCAAAUGGGGCAUGCCCUACGACGAGCUGUGCUUCCUGGAGCAGAGGCCCCAGAGCCCCACCGUGGAGUUCCUGCUCCGGAACAGCCAGAGGCCAGUGGGCCAGCUGAUGGAGCUCUGCCGGCUCUACCGCCGGGCGGACGUGGAGAGCGUCCUGCGCAGGUGGCUGGACGAGGAGUGGCCCAAGAGGAGGUGUGGGGACCACCCCAGACACUGCUAGACCUCUGCCCCUUCUCCUCCGCCUCUUUGGAACGUUGAAACAACCCAGGUCAGGGAGCGGCGGGAAUCUGUUCUUUCUAAAAAAAUUUAGCAUAAGAACGUGGAACAGCGGUUCCCCCCACGCUGGUGGCUGCGGGGGAAGGGUGCAUUAUGUUUUGGUGGUGGAUUUUUGCUUGUUUAGUUUUGCACACAUUUUAAUUUAAUAUUUGAAUCGAAUUGGCAGAAAUGUUUUGUAGGCUCAUCUAGGGACCUAGGCCGGGGCCUACGAUCAGAACGGGUCCGUGCCGCGAUGAAAGGGAAACGAUCCUGGCCCCAAGUGCUGCUGAAGGUCGAAGUAGGAACUGGGACGGGGACGGCCCCACACAGCCCGCGCCCACCGGCUCCUGAUCUGGGCCCGUGGCCACCACUCUGAGGCAGCAGCACAGAGAGGCCGCCCGUGGGGUUUGUUUGUGACUGUUUUGUUAUAACGUUCUCGGUGAAUGAACAGAAUGCUGGUAUUAUGUGGUGAUACCUUUUAGAACACCUGUCCCCUCGUUUUAUACAAAUGCUUUUAUAGUCUGUGCUCUAUCAAAGAUGUCAUUUGCUUGAGUGUUUUUGAAAGAGAUACAAAAAAAUCAAUGGUCAUUGGGAGGGCGGAGUCGGGAAUUAGUAGGUGAAAGGGCCGUGGGACUGGGGUUGGCAAAGAGGGUGCAGCCUGCCCCUUGGUCACACACACACAGCCUUUAAAAAUUAGCUUGCAGUGGACUUUGACAUCUACUACAUGAGGCUGAUUGUCUCACCCGCCUGAGCGGGAGCUCUACUAACAAAGAAACACAAAUCACUUGGCCUGCAGGUGCGCCGCCCCUUCCAACACUUACUGACUCAGCCAAAAGCCACUGAGUCAGCAAGGGGUGGGGGGAUCUUUAAUGGUGAUGCUGGAGGGGAGGAUAUGCGUUAAAAUCCAAAUUUUAAACCAAAUGAAAUACUGGGUCCAAAGAUCUAAUGUUCUUAUAUGAUGAAUAAGGAGGAGGGGAAUCACAGCAGACAGAAGCAUUUGUUAUUGGACA
This is a messenger RNA of Artibeus jamaicensis (Jamaican fruit-eating bat), 1758 nucleotides long. RefSeq names its product EDAR associated via death domain (gene EDARADD). Bases 96 to 713 code for a protein of 205 amino acids. Gene Ontology annotation, molecular function: protein binding. The transcript has 6 exons. The record is from RefSeq and is a predicted model, not a curated record. Gene Ontology annotation, biological process: signal transduction. Lineage: Eukaryota; Metazoa; Chordata; Mammalia; Chiroptera; Phyllostomidae.